This is a messenger RNA of Astyanax mexicanus (Mexican tetra), 1357 nucleotides long. RefSeq names its product transmembrane protein 243, mitochondrial b (gene tmem243b). NCBI's taxonomy places the organism in Eukaryota, Metazoa, Chordata, Actinopteri, Characiformes, Acestrorhamphidae. The record is from RefSeq and is a predicted model, not a curated record. The coding region runs from base 390 to 767 and encodes 125 amino acids. The transcript has 6 exons.
AGUGCGUCAUGUCCUUUCGCUUCAAUACAUCCGCGAUUUACUCUGCUCUUUGAAGUUAUGAUCAUAUCGAGGCUUUAAGAAGUUUAUCAGGCUUUAACAGCGUCUCUGCUGGAGGUUAUUAAAUGGUAUUUUGGGGUGUUGAAGCCCCUGGUUUUAAUGAAAUGGUCUCCCCUUGGAUUGUUCAUAUACACCGGGCAUUAAUAAUUCCAUUUAAACAUAAAUCUCAGUCACAGACCGAGGUAGCUGCCAGUUGGUGAUGUGCUGUUACUAAUCCCCGCUGUGGAGCAAAUACACCUCUGGACGAAAGGAGGAUGCAGUGCCAGCCUCCACACAGGAGGAGGCACUGCUGCUAGAAGAAGAGAGGGUGCUUGGAGUGAACAAAUCAGGCCAUGGAUGACUUUAAUGCACGUACCUAUGGCACAAGUGGCCUGGAUGACAGACCUCUGUUUGGGGAGACCUCAGCGAGGGAUAGGCUCAUCAAUAUAGGAUUUGGGGGAAUUACAUCUCUACUUGUGAUAGUGACCAUCAUUAGUUCUUUUGUAUUUCCCUCUCUACCACCAAAGCCACUGAACAUUUUCUUUGCCAUCUGUAUCUUGCUGGUGUGUGGCUCAGUGAUAGUUCUGAUCUUCUGGUACAGACAAGGAGAACUGGAGCCCAAGUUUCGCAACCUUAUCUACUACAUGCUCUGUUCUAUUAUCUUGCUAUGCAUUUGUGCCAACUUGUACUUUCACGAUGUGGGACGUGACAAACAGAGCAAUGCCUUAUGACAGGAACAUGAACUUUUUACACAGUAGAGGAACGUUCCUGUCCACAUGGGUCGACCAGAAUGCCACAUUUACAACUUGAGUUCUUAAGUAAGGGUUUUAAAAUGAAGUCUUGAAGAAAAAAAAAAAAAGGAGAAGCAUUCCUUCCUACAGCCCCUUGGGGGACAGGGCCAGUCUGCCUUUGGAAGCUUUCUGAAGUGGACCAAUGUAUCAUAGAUGCAAAAAUAUGCAUAAAUCAAUAGCACUCUGGGAGCUUAUGCAGGUAUUUUGCACCCUGAUUUCUGUACACAGCUUGCAUAGCUAUAUAUGCCAAUGUAAUUGCAGGAGUUCUUAAAUAAGCCAUGGUUAUGCUGCAUAAAGCUUUUAUAUUUGUUGUACAUAAAACAAGAAACUUACAUUCCCAUUUGAGAUUACAUGCAAUAUUGAUUAUGGGGUGGGGAAGCAGUCUUGAAGUCAUAGCACUUAUGAAAACAGACUUUCUGUUUCUAAAUCACCAAACACUGUGUUAUUUGAUAUGCUAAAAAUCAAUGAUUGUUAAUAUAAGUUCAGAUAAUGUGCAUUUUCAUGUACAAAAUAAAUAUGUAUUAUCAUUG